AUGAAGAGUGCAGAACACUUGGUGAUAGAAAUCCUCAGCUUAAGGUCUUCGCAUAGGCUUGCGAACUUGGCGCACGCUUCGCUGCCAUUGGCUUCAAUUUCGUCUCAUGUGCGACCUUUAACAAGGAGAGCCGCGUCAUCAGCAUAUGCAAUGAUAGUUGUGUGGUCAGGCCACGUCGGAUUACACAUUGGAUUACACAAGUGGUUCAGGAGCGUUGCAUGGAUACGAGUUGAGAGCCAAACGAUUCUGAGUAUCCACACUCAUGUCAUAACUCGGAACUAUCGCAUUACUCUUGACCACAAGAAUCGUCAGAACUGGAAUCUGGCUAUAUCGAAUGUGGAAGAAGCAGAUAGAGGACAAUACAUGUGCCAAAUCAACACGGUACCCAUGAAGAAAAGAAUCAUAUACUUAGAAGUUUUAGUGUAUGAUUAUCGGUGCCAAUUGCCAUUUUCUUGGGCCAAUUCAAGUGCAGGAGAAGAUAUGGAUGUCUUACCUCCAAAAUUCAUCGAUCGAGGAGAAAACGAAGUUAUGGCGAGAGAGGGAACGAACAUUACUCUCAGCUGCAAGGUCAAGGGCUACCCUCUUCCUACUGUCACAUGGGAAAGAGAAGGUGGUAAAAAAUUGUCUGAAACAAAGGGCCAUAGGCCGCAAGGGGAAGACCUGAGUAUAGUCAAAGUAAGCCGACUACAUAUGGGUAUGUACGUAUGCACAGCAACAUCUUCUUUUUAUCAAGCACCAAAUUAUCAACCUGUAACAAGGAAUGUGAUGCUUCAUGUUCUCUUUCCUCCUAUGAUUUGGAUUCCUCAUCAGUUGAUCUUUGCAUCGGUCGGUGAGACUGUAUCCUUGGAUUGUUACACUGAGGCUUUCCCUAUGUCUAUCAAUUACUGGACGAAAGCAGACAGCUGCAAUAUUCUACAGCCCGGUGAGAAAUAUUCGGUCAGCAUUUCGGAUAACGUAUACCAAGUGAGCAUGAAGCUCAUCAUAGCAGACAUUCAGGCGGAAGAUUUUGGCAGUUAUAAAUGCAUCGCUAAGAACUCAUUGGGAUCUACUGAAGGAAUUAUUCGCCUGUUUGGUAAGUCUAAGAAUUCUUAUGAGCUGAAAUGA
Molecule: messenger RNA, 1104 nt
Organism: Stegodyphus dumicola
Lineage: Eukaryota; Metazoa; Arthropoda; Arachnida; Araneae; Eresidae
Product: lachesin-like
Cellular component (GO): neuron projection
Source: RefSeq, a predicted model, not a curated record